Messenger RNA from Microbotryum saponariae, 2635 nucleotides. Lineage: Eukaryota; Fungi; Basidiomycota; Microbotryomycetes; Microbotryales; Microbotryaceae. The record is from the annotation of a GenBank genome assembly.
AUGACCCUUUCGAGUGAUGCGGUGGUCGUUCCUCUGCUAAGCCGUGAAGAUUGCGAUGAUAGUCGGUAUGACGUCGACCUUGACCUGGGCGUGGAUCACAAGGGUGAGGAGGACGCCUCGCAAGCUAUCGAGGACCGAUUCCAACCGCCCUACUUGCGAUCUGGCAAUGGAGGGAUGACGUCGUACACAAGUCUCGUUGGACAACACUUCAAACCGAUCCGAAAUGUACACAAACGCCUCGUUGUGAUCGUCUUUAUCGUCUUCAUAGUCAUGACGACGAUCAUUCUGGUUGUGCGCCGAGACCGUGACGUGGCGACCGUCUUGUCGCGCCUGCACGAAUGGGAGUUGUCGGGCGAGGCUGGGUCAGGUGUUGAGCAAGCUCAAGGCCUCAAUUGGUCCGGAGAGGCUGAAUUGUGGAGGAACUACAAGUGGCAGCUCCAGGAACCUCACGAGAGUCUCACUCAGAUGGUCACGGCGCUCACGAAGGUGAGACACGAGCACAGGCCGAGGGUUUGGCCCUGGUUGCCGCGCCCGCGUUGCUGGCUGUGAUCAGGUCUCUUGCGCCUGAACAUCUUUGUUGACCUUGUUUCCUUUUCUUCGGCGCCUGCGCUUCCAUUCCUUCGAGUGCAGGAAGAGGUUUCUAUCAGAGAAUGGCUCCUGUCGACGAGGCCCCUUUCACAGAUCGGCGCGCCCGUCGGGUUAUCGCAGAGCUCGCCAGUUCCAGCACGGAUCCGCGAAGGGCCCGCGAUGGUUCGAACGGGUGCAGGACCAGGGAGGUAUAGAAAAGGGUCGCGUGAAAAGUGAGUUUGACUCUGAUGCGUCUCCAGAGCACCGAGCGGAGGCGGUUUUGAUUGGGGGUGAGAACUUCCUCUUUUUGUGCCUUUCCAGGUGGGAGUCGCUGCGUGACGAAUGGCAGACCGGCCGUCCACACUCACGAUGCAGCAACACGUCAUGGAUGGCCGAUUAUGCGAAGCUACAUCACGAGAUCGUGACUGGAACUCGUCCCCCCAAGGUCCUCGAAUUCAGCUGUCGGGAAGGCCACAGUUGCGGCGGCAAUUCGGACCGGUGCGUGGUUGCUACUUUGUACUCAACUCCACCAGAAGCCGCAGCACUGAUACGCCGUUUCGUUCGAGUCUCGUACUCACCUCGAUAGCCUGCUGGGUAUAUUCACUUCGCUUCUCUACGCCAUUCUCACCAGCCGAGCACUACUCAUCACCUGGGACGUAUUGCCUUUCGAGGUAUUCUUCGAUGCCGUCCGGAUCGACUGGGCACAGCCAUACAUGCCCAUGUCGAAACGUUCAAUUCACCCUGGUCUACCCGUGCUUAAGAGGCCAUUGUUAGACAUCAUAAACAUCGAGGUGCACAAGAUGGUUGCUCCUCCGAUGUCGAAUAUGGAGUACUACUUGAGCGUAGAACUCUUCGAUGAGAAGCGCGACGAUCCGCCUUGGCUCCGGGUAAGCUUGCGGAGGGGUGAUCUCUUGCAUCGUCGCUCGUCACUUCAAUAUCGCUUCAAUGCGCCUCGACCUUCCUUCGGAUGCAUCUCAACGGGCUCUGAUCAGAAUAACGUCGCAACCUUUGUUUCUAAAGGUCUCGACGAAUCGAGGAGGAGUCAUAAACUCUUUCAACUAUUCCGCGGUGAAGCCUGCAUUGCUGGAACGGGGGUUCGAUCGGACAACCGCCUACUCCUGCAUGACUGACUUCCUCUUCCGACCCAAGCGCGAGCCGAUGCGCUUCAUCACUGAAUACGAUUCGGUGUUCAGUCUUCCUACUGUGUUCUCCAUCGCACUUCAGAUUCGGACAGGAGACCGCUCCAUGGUGAGUCUUCAAAGAAUGUCUACCGCGUGACCCGGCUCGGCAUCAUAUUAUUCGCAGCAACGCUUUGCUGAGCGAUAAUAUAUGAUAUCCGUGAUGAGUUGGCCUCAUUUCAUCAUGAAGAUUCUGACCCACGCCGUCAACCCUCUUUUUUGGGCCUCGAUUUCCCGGGGGUUUUUAGAUGAGUUCCGUAGCAGAUGCGAUCAAUACCGUCGCACGUUACCAACAGUUCUUUGACUGCGCCGACAAGCUCGCCGAGCGUUACGCGCGGGACGAUCAGAAGGUUGUGUAUUACCUCGUCACGGACUCAUCCACAUUGGAGGCAGCUGCCUUGAGACAAUUCCCCGACCGACUCGUCGUCACUGGGCUGACCCAAGGUCAUCCCGAGUUCGAGCAUGGCCACACCGGGUCGGCAUUAGCGAAGGUGGCUGACGACACGACGAAUGCGCUGGUGGAAAGCAUGCUUAUCGGGAGUGCGUGACCGUGCCAAGGCUCGGUUCGGGACCAAACGCUCCAGUCUAAGUCGCUGAACCUCGUCUUCUUAUCCGGCACCCCCAGAAACCGACUAUCAAAUUAUCACCGAAACCAGUGGAUUUGGAAAACUCCGUGCGUCUGUCGAUUCGGUCCGACUGACCGAGAAAAGUUCAUUGUCUACCGUAUCGGCUUUGGAAAAUGCUAAUGAGCCCCCUGUUGACCCACAGCCGUUUUCAUCAGAGGCGUGGAAGGAACAACGAUCUCUCUGCCAAGGGAAGGGGGUGGCACCGUUGAUUGCGCGAAUACUGAUGCGUGGGUCCUCCGAAACGUCUCGAAGCUCGAUCCUUGA